AGUGAUGUAUGGGACGAAGUCACAGAUCAGCUGAAGGAUCUCUCGGGGAACAUAGAAGAAAAAAAAAAGGACAAAGAGGUCUCCAAACACUGCAGCACUCUAAACGAUAAAACUGGGAAGGAGGCCUGCCUCCUUAUUGCAGCAGGAUUGAAACACCUAUACGGCAUCUGGGGCGACGACGGCAAGGGGGACUCUGUUGAUGCAUCGUUUCAGAAAAUGAUGAAUUGUGUUUUAUUAAAUGCUAUUGCAGAUAAAUUAGAGAAUGAAAAAUUUCCAUGUAAGGAUGAAAGGAAAGUAGCCGAUGCGAUAAAGAAAGCAUUUGAGAGGGAGAAUGAAAAUAUUAAGAAUCAAAGUGAAGCUUGCAAGGCUGAUAAUGUUAAGUGUUUUAAGUGUCCGAGGGUUCCGAAUAUCGCCAAUUGCCGAAUUGGCGAGGAAAGUGAAAAGAAGGAAUUAAAGGACAAAGUAGAAGAAAUGCUCAAGAAGGACGGUGGUCAAGAUGAAAUGAAGAAAAUUGAGGCCCAAGCUAUAAAGGACAUAUGUAA
This is a messenger RNA of Plasmodium knowlesi strain H, 542 nucleotides long. Its product is annotated as SICAvar, type I (fragment). The annotation marks the transcript as partial. The transcript has a single exon. The record is from RefSeq and is a predicted model, not a curated record. Lineage: Eukaryota; Apicomplexa; Aconoidasida; Haemosporida; Plasmodiidae.